Messenger RNA from Elgaria multicarinata webbii, 2062 nucleotides. It is a transcript of the gene USE1, whose product is annotated as unconventional SNARE in the ER 1. The coding region runs from base 7 to 810 and encodes 267 amino acids. Gene Ontology annotation, cellular component: SNARE complex; endoplasmic reticulum. Gene Ontology annotation, biological process: retrograde vesicle-mediated transport, Golgi to endoplasmic reticulum. The record is from RefSeq and is a predicted model, not a curated record. NCBI's taxonomy places the organism in Eukaryota, Metazoa, Chordata, Lepidosauria, Squamata, Anguidae. The transcript is spliced from 7 exons. Gene Ontology annotation, molecular function: SNAP receptor activity.
GGGAGGAUGGCGGCUGGAUCGGGCCCGGCGCCGGUUCCCCGCGCGGAGCUGAAGCUGGUGCGGCUGCUGAGCCGAUGCGAGGCGCUGGCGGCCGACAGGCGGGGCCCGGGCGAGUGGCGGCUGGAGAAGUACGUCGCGGCUCUGGAGGAGAUGCUGCUUGCGCUGAAGAAGCCCUCCAGCAAACCAGCUGCCGAGGUGCUGAACGAAUAUUCCCGCAAGGUGGAUUUCCUGAAGGGGAUGCUGGAAGCGGAGAAGCUGUCGUCGUCGUCGGAAAAGGCGCUGGCCAACCAGUUCCUGGCCCCCGGGCGGACCCCCACCACCGCCAAGGAGCGGACCCCGGCGACCAAGACGGUGCACCUCCGGACCAAGGCCCGCUACGCGGGCGAAAUGCGGGGCGAACUGCUUGGUACAGUAUGUCCCCCUGGCCGGAGCGAUUUGGAGGAGACGAGCCUGAGGAAGCGCACGGCCCUGCUGCCUGAUGAGAAGCAGUCAGCGGCCGAUCUGGACGCCGUGCUCCAGCACCACCACAGCAUCCAGGAGAAGCUGGCGGAGGACAUGCUGCACCUGGCGCGCAACCUCAAGAACAACACGCUGGUGGCGCAGAACGUGAUCAAGCAAGACAACCAGACCUUGUCUCAUUCGCUCAAGCUGGCCGACCGCAACUUUGAGAAGCUGAAGGACGAAUCCGACCGCCUGGAGCAGCACGCCAAGAAGUCCGUCAACUGGCUGCUCUGGCUGAUGCUGAUUGUCGUCUGUUUCAUCUUCAUCAGCAUGAUCCUCUUCAUCCGCAUCUUCCCGAAGCUGAGGUGAUUCCUGACCGGAGUCGGAGUCGGCGUCAGCAGCAGCAGCCUGGUCCCUGAGCUGCCUUUGCCCUCUUCCCCGGCAGUGCCCCGAGACGCUUCUCGAACCAGGCAGGAAACGCCCCUUAGGAAACACGCUCGGCUCCGCAGCCCCACGGCCCGUGUGCGCCUCUACUUUCCGCAGCCUGGGGAAUAAUCCCCACCCCACCCCGAUGACAAGCACGAAGCUGGGAGACUCUUCCUACCGGCCCGGUCUCUGUGUGUGCAGCACCGUGCGUGAGUUGACACCCUGGACAUGUGAACGGACAUUGAGCAAGUGUGGAGCAGGUAGAAAUGGGCCUGGCCUCUCCCGGGCAGAAGAGGGGGUGAGCCCGUGCCGGGAGGGUGUCACUUCAUGCCACGCGGGGGUGGGUGGGGGCCUUCUGUGACCACCUCCUCCUCCUCCUGCACACAGCCAGGCGUCCAGGCGAGAGGCCUUCUUCCGGACUGUUAGUUUCCCCGCCUGCAGGGACUUUUUGUUCUGUUUUAUUGGAGGCAGGAGUGUUCCCCCCCCACACACCUGUCCCGUCAGGGUGCCCCUUAGCUGCCUCAGCGACUGGGCUCCUUGGCAAAUGCCCUGGCACGCCGAGGGAGAAACGCCUUGCCACGGCUGGCCGCGGGGAGUAAUAACCGGGUUACGGUUCCGUUCCCCCCAUCCUCUCUCUUUCUUUCUUUGACGAGCUUUUUGCCUGCUGCGGGGUAGCGCCGGUUUCCGUGCCAGGCCUCUGGAGCGGUGCCACUUCCUUAACAGCAGGGGCAUCCCAGGGGUGGUGGCAUCUCUCCUACCCACGCGCAGGCAACGUGCCUCCCUCCGCUCCACUCCUGCCCACCGUGAAACAGCGGCAGAGGGGGAACGAGGAAGUGGGGGGCGGGUUUGUGGUUUUACGGGCAUCCUCUCACACGGCAACCCUGGAGGACUAGCAGCGGAGUUAAUCAUCUGUAGGGAACGGCAGUGUUCUCCCGACAGGGCCUCACCCUUCUCCCAAAGCUGAGCAAUUCUGUGGCAACGCAGCAGAGGGGCUGGGCGUGAUGAAGAGGCGCCGUCCCUUCCAGGGAAGGGGCCCCCCAACCCAGCAAGGGCGAUGUGCCCCUGCCUGCCCGCCGGCUCGGAACCAGCGGAUGCGCUCUGGAGGAUGCUGGCGGAUCAAAGGGAACAACCGGGCGUUGGUUGCCUCCCCGGCUGGCAUGUCACAACGUGCGCAUUAAAGUCUCCCUUGCUGCAC